Messenger RNA from Podospora pseudocomata, 1612 nucleotides. RefSeq lists its product as uncharacterized. The record is from RefSeq and is a predicted model, not a curated record. Gene Ontology annotation, biological process: regulation of transcription by RNA polymerase II. Gene Ontology annotation, cellular component: nucleus. Lineage: Eukaryota; Fungi; Ascomycota; Sordariomycetes; Sordariales; Podosporaceae. Gene Ontology annotation, molecular function: DNA-binding transcription factor activity, RNA polymerase II-specific; RNA polymerase II transcription regulatory region sequence-specific DNA binding. The coding region runs from base 326 to 1612 and encodes 428 amino acids. The transcript has 3 exons.
CCGGCUGAAAAUGGAAAACGUCGGCCUACCGGUGAAAAGGAUGUACCUGCCAGUUGAAGUCGAAUCAUUGCACGGUCAGCCAAACUCUGUUUGCCCUUUGUCUUCUGAAAUUUAGGUUACCUGCUGCUGGAAACUUGCAUCCCAACUAAACUCUUCUUCCUCUUCCUCGUCUCAUCUUCUUUGAGGUCGGAAUCGCGUGACAAACUUAUUCUUUAUACUCUUCCAUCUCUUCCACACUUGUUCUUUAUGCUCUCCAUCAUCAUCAUCCUCCUCCUCCUCCUGCUCCUCCUCCUCUUCCUCUGCCUCCUCCUCUAUCUAUACGGUCAUGGUGUCGUCGUCUAACACCAUGGACGAGAUGGAGAAGCCAGAGGAGUCGAAGUUUAUCUGCCAAACCUGCAAGGCCUCGUUCGAUGACAAGCAGACGAUGAUCAAUCACUGGAAGACGGAGUAUGCGAAGGGAAACAGACACUACUUCUGCGAGAAAUGUAUGAUGAUGUUCCGCACCGAGGGUGCUGCCGAGAUGCACUACAAGCAGUUCCAUCAGAUUGACCAGAAAAUGGGUUGCCCCGGUUGCAAAGCCACCUUUGUUCGCAUGAGCGGCUUCGUGGAUCACAUCGAAAAGAACCGAUGCAACACAAUCUCCAAUGAGAGAUUCCACGAGGAGCGAGAGAAAGCCUUGAGAUUUGCCCGCCAGCUUCAGAUGGUGCCUGGUCAACAUGAGAACAAGGUUGCCAUUUUCACCGCUUGGAGCGGCAGUAACAAGGGUCCUGCCCAUUACACCCAGUAUCUUUCCACAACGGAGGACGAGACCGCGGGCGACACCCUCUCCUCUCUCCGUCCUCUGGUUGACAGCAGCCACAAGCCGGAUCCCGUCGCCUUCCAGAUGAUGUCGUUUGGUCAGAAGGGCGAUUUGCUGACUGGGCCGGGGAGCGACCAUUCGGAACAGUCAAGUGAGGCUGGGGACAUGAGGGUGCUCUUCCCGAGCUACACUGGUCCUGCCACCACCCCCGCUGUUGCUCCUGCGCGUCCCGCCCCCGCGCAAGCUCAAGGUUGGCGAGAGCCUGAGAAGAGACCGGUCUACGACAGACACGAUCCUCGCAACCCCAAUUGGAACCCCAAACAGUACUAUAACCAGUAUACCAGAAAGUACGGGUGUCCUAGGGACAGGUGCAUGUAUGACUCGUCAAAACGGCCCAAUUUAAUAAGCUUAUGUAGUGACGCUUUGUCUAGCAAGUCGUUCCCCACCAGCAAUGGUCUCCGAAACCACAUUCUAACACAUCCGACCACUGGUUUCAAAGUGCAGUGCCCAGUGUGUUCCAAAUGGUUUGACACAAACGCAGCACUGGCCCAGCACGCUGAGUCCGAGGGUAGCAAGUGCAAGAUCCGCAAGUCGGAAGACUACGCCCGCUUUAUGGGCCAGUUUACGGCUGGUAUGGUGGAUACAAAGUUGGGGUCGGCGGGUAUGACUGUGUAUACUGUGUCUGCCCAGGCCAAGAAGACCUUCGGUAACAAGAAGGAUGAUGAGGAGGAUAAGGGUGUUAAUGGUUGGGGCGAGGAGAAGACCGAGGAGAAAGCUGAGAAGAAGAAUGAUGCUUUGGAAGGUCAGUGGUGA